UAGGCACUGGUCUAAUCUUGUUGCGCGCAACAUUGUUGCUGGCAAAAUGUAUGGAUUUUGACAGCUAGCGCAACUUUGUUGCCGGCCAAAAUCAAACCAAUUUGAUUUUUGUCUGGCAACAUUUUCUAUUUACCUUGGCCAUGGUAAUCGGGUGUAUGAAAUGACACAGCAGCAGUGUGCGUUUUGUUGACAUCCGCUAAAUUUGGAUUUUAAGCAUUUAUAAAACACUUUUUGGUGUAGAAACAAAAUUUUCAACACUUCAUUCAACAAGUGAAUGAUAAAAAAUAAACUCUGAGCUGUUAAUUGGCAAUUUUUUUACGCUAAACAAUGUCAAAGCGAAAUGUUGCCAGCAACAUUCAUAGACCACCUCAGCGAUAUGUUGCCGAGCAACAAUGUUGCGCGCAACAAGAUUAGACCGCUGCCUUACGCUAUGCGAUCAUCGCACUACCCAAGUGCCACAAACGCCACUAAACGACUCAAGCUCACGUGCUCCUAAAACACUCCGGUUAGCACACUGUAAACGACUUGAGCAUGAAAAAGUAAAACAGUUGGUGGUGUAUGUCGUGACUCACGUUAUCCACUUUAUACAACACAUCAAUUUCUAAUUGCUUUAUCAAUGUGAAACUGCAUUUAUUCAUUGUACGUUCAAAUGCCUGUUUGGCAUUUUUUGUUUUAUCUCGCUCAUGACAUUGGCAUUCAUCUGACAUUUGCUCUGUCGUCCGUUAUGUCUCUUCUUCUUUCUGGCUGGCUCCCUCAAAUUCUAGUUACGCAUAUGCCACGAAAACAUAUAAACCGCCUAUUUCGGGUAAAUAUUGUGCUUAUGUUGUUCUAUUCGAGUUAUUUUUUAUUUAUUUGAGUCAAGACAAGUUUUCCCUGCAGUGCACAGAACUAGCAACAGAACUACCCAAGCGCCACAGGAUGGUCGAACGCCGGUUAAGGGUUACAUAGACCUGUAUCUAAUAUGUUCCUUGGGUUUCUGGCAUAAAGCCAUAAAUAUGUCAUUACAAUAAUACCACAACAUUCACAUUAAACAAUCGUUACGCGUUUAGAGUGGUCGAAAGCGUUAAGGAAACGGUAUAAAUUUUAAAUAUGACUUUAAACCAUACACUAUAUACGACAUACAAAAUCCCACUGUACGCUACGGAGUAAGAAGAAGAUGAUACUUUAGAAAGAACUCAAAUGAUCGUCUGAACGCUUGGGUGUCAAUCGCAUCAAAAAUGGCUGUUUCGCAAUUGGUGGAGAAGCUAAAGUUUGGCGACAGGUACGUUUUGGUGAAUUUCGUCGUGAAGCCGGUGGAAGAUCCACCGUAUAGCGGCUCCCGGGUGGGGUUUGGAUUUGCGGAGCGAAACAAGUUUCUCUCGAGCGAAAUAUGGCAUUCGUUCGUCUACCCGAAGCUUCUUGAAAUAUUUGACCAAAAUUUGGCUUUGAUUGGUGAAAACCUUGAUCCGGCGUACGAAAAGGAUAAGGAUUAUUACUUGAAAUGUGUCGAGCGUCCCUACCUGGAAAUGAGGGUUAACAUCCGGGAUGGUUCUUAUCGCAACAGAUUGAACAUUUUGUUUCAAGAGGAGCUGAGAAAUUUACACCAAUCCUGCUUUUUUGUUGAAAUUAGAGAUCAAGGGCGUACUUUUGUGGAGAUGAUUAAGCGUCGCGACGAGUUUAUUGACAAACUGUUAGAUGAGAACAAAAGAAUGAAGGCGCAGAUCGCGGCUCAUGAAUCAGGCGCUCCGAAAGACGCUACCGGAGUAGAAGGAAACGAUCCGAAGCCAGUUAAAGAGCACGUGCCCGAGGCUCCGCCCGCCCAUCCAGCCCUUAUCAAAAGAACCUACAAACCGUCAGCCGAUAGCUCCCAACCCGGUCCUUCAUCCGCACCCGACUUUUACACAACGAAAAUUCUCGGUAAAUCUCCAACACGCCAAAACUCACCAAGCGGCUCAACCCCCGAGCAGGCGUGUAAAAUGGCAUGGCAGAAAAUGGCAGACAAACGGAAGCAGGAAGACUUGGGAGGGCCGAGCAAAACAAAAAGCCACAAGCCACAAACAACGAUCAAGAUGAAAAGGAAGAAGAAAAACCUAAAGUGCUCAAUUGCACCGACAUGCCUGAAUCGGAAAUCUUAGCCACAUUUGCCGAUUACAGGCAGGAGCUGCACGAAAUAUUUCUGAAGCACAAAGAUGAACUAGAAGAGCAGUGGAUGGCGAAUAAGGAGCUGGUCGACUAUACAGACGUUGGUCACUUGUUUAAUGAGGAUCAGAAGAUGGCCAUGAUGCAAGUACUGGAAAAUGAAUUUGUGCCAAUUGAACUAAAUGGAAAGUACACUGAAUUUUUUACCUCCAUUCUGCUGAUGGAAUGGAUUAUACGUAUUUUCAUGAAGCGGUACAAAUUUACAACUCGCCAAGAGGCCUUAAAACUUAUCAGGAAGCAGGAAGAGGAGGUCCUUGAAUACAUUGCCAGAGAUUGGUAAUAAGCCACCAUAUGUGAUCUGAUCAUGGUUCCUUAACAUUUACAUUUGUUUUACAAAUUUCUCAUUGCCAUUUUUUUUGUAUUUAAUAAAUACGGCAGUGCGGCCGUUUUGCUUACUUGCUUGCUACAUUACCCUUUACGCUUAUCUGCUUCCAUCAAUGCUUAUUGCUUAAAAAAAAUCAAAAUAUGAAUAACAAUUCAAUAGCAAGUAAGGAAACGACAAUGUGUGGUGUAAUUCUUUGCAUGAUUUCCCGAAUGAAAUAUACGUGA
Molecule: messenger RNA, 2727 nt
Organism: Anopheles coluzzii
Lineage: Eukaryota; Metazoa; Arthropoda; Insecta; Diptera; Culicidae
Exons: 4
Coding region: 1961-2458 (165 amino acids)
Source: RefSeq, a predicted model, not a curated record